AUGAGCUUUGGCUUCGGUGUCGGGGAUUUCCUCGCAGUCAUUAAGCUUGCAAGCGAUAUUCGCAAAGACUUUGCCGACGCACCUGAACAAUUUCAGCAGAUAAACGCCGAAAUCAGAAAUCUCGUCAUUGUACUUGGAGACGUUGAUGUGUCUCUUGCAGCGCAUGACGUUUCCGAAGACCAAAACAACAAUCUCAAAGAAAUUCGGGAAAGCUGCCGUGGUGUCCUAGAGGACUCUCGCAAAGAGCUGAGCAAAUAUCUCAGCCUCGAUUCAAAGGGCGGUAGUCUUCAUGAACGCACCAAAAGAGUUUGGAAGCGUGUGAAAUGGGAGCCCGAUGAUAUUCGUGAUUUGCGACAUCGAAUCACUGCGAACAUCGUCGCACUCAACUCCUUUACCGGUUCCAACAUCAGAGACACCGUGUUCAAGUUGGAAGACCGGCAAAUUCGACAAGAGAACCGCGAGAUUCUGGAGUGGCUAACACCGCUCGAUACGGCGGCACAACAGGCAGACUUCAUCAGUCAGCGCCAGGAAGGUACGGGUCAGUGGCUUCUCGACUCAAAUGAGUACAUCAAAUGGAAAGCGACAAAGGGAGAAAUCCUGUUCUGUCAUGGUAUUCCCGGCGCCGGAAAGACUAUUCUGUCAUCAAUCGUGGUGGAGAACUUGCAAGAUACCUUUGGCAUUCAAACCGACGUUGCAAUCUGUUAUUUCUAUUUCAACUUCAAAAGCCAGGGGGAGCAAAAAUUCGAAAACGUGCUGUUGAGUCUUCUCAAACAGCUGAGUCAAGCUUCAGCCACUGUGCCUGACGACGUGCAAGCGCUGUUCAAUCAGUGCAAGUCCAACCGCAGCCGACCAAGUCGCGAGGGGAUCAUCAGAACACUUUCUUCGGUAGCCGGAUCGUUCUCUCGAGUACUCAUCGUGGUAGAUGCGCUGGAUGAAUGCGAAAGCUCCAAUGGAUGCCAGAGAGAACUCAUCUCGCAUUUGAUUGAGCUUCAGCGCAACACAGGGGUGAACAUACUGGCGACUUCCCGCCCGGUGCCCCAUAUAGUGGAAAGGUUCAAAGAAUUCACCUCAGCGGAAGUCCGUGCCAGCGAGGGGGAUAUCCACAGAUACGUUGAAAGCAAUCUUAUGAAUCUGCCAAGAUUUGUGUCUAGGGACAAGGAGUUGCAAGACGAAAUCAAGAAAGGAAUCACAAAAGCUGUGGAUGGAAUGUUUCUGUUGGCCAAGCUCCAUCUUGAUUCUUUGAAGGGCAAGAAAUCACCAAGAGCCCUCCGACAGACUCUGAACACUCUGGCGACAGGAAAUGAUGCCUAUGACGAAGCAUACCAAAAUACCAUGCUCCGUAUAAGCGGACAGCUCUCGGACCAGAAAGAGCUUGGUAUGAAUACCCUUAUGUGGAUCGUGCACGCAAAACGACCGUUGGAAACAGUUGAGCUUCAGCACGCGCUUGGCGUGGAAAUUGGCGAGUCGGAGCUUUUUGAAGACAGCUUGCCAGAUCUUGACGACUUGGUGUCGGCAUGCUGUGGUUUGGUCACCAUUGACGAAGAAAGCCACAUUAUCCGGUUAAUUCAUUAUACAACGCAGGAAUUUUUUGACAGACACGGAGUUCGAUUCUUUCCGUUCGCAGAAACCCAGAUCACGAAUACUUGUGUCACUUAUCUUGCAUUUGAUAUCUUUGAGAGUGGCCAUUGCUUCGAAAAUGACGAUCUUCGCCAAAGACUUACCGACUUCCCACUCUAUGGGUAUUCGUCUCAAUAUUGGGGUCAACAUGCAGAUCCUCAGGCCGAGUCCGAACCCAUCCGAGAACUCCUGGGUCGCCCUAAUCAUGCAAAGGCGUGCGGCCAAUUUCUAAUGGCACUAGAAAACCAGAGACAUGGUUUCCUCAGUACCUACCGGAGUGUAUUCGACAUGACUGGCCUUCACUUGGCUGCCUAUUUUGGUCUGGCGGGCGUAGUAGGUAGCAUAUUGGAUGAUCACCUCGAUCCUGAUAUUCGGGACAGCAAGCGCCGCGCGCCAUUGUGGUACGCUGCUCGGAAUGGCCACCAAGACGUAGUAGGCCAACUCCUUGAUAGAAAUUGCCAACCAGAUGGAGAGGACCAAAACGGAGCGACACUAUUCCAGCAAGCUGUGCAAAAUGGCCACGAAGCUGUUAUACGCUUGCUACUGGAUUAUGGCGCUGAUGUCAACCAGAUGGAUAAAGAUGGCGAAACACCAUUAUAUGAUGCUAUGGAUAAAGAUGGCGAAACACCAUUAUUUCAGGCUGCUAGCAACGGCUACGACAAUAUUGUGCGCUUGCUACUGGAUCACGGUGCUGAUGUCAACCAUAUAGCAGAAUAUGGCGAAACACCAUUAUCUAGGGCUGCUAAGCACGGCUACGAAGCUAUUAUGCGCUUGCUACUAGAUCACGGUGCUGGUGUUAACCAUAUAGCAGAAUAUGGCGAAACACCAUUAUCUAGGGCUGCUAAGCACGGCCACGAAGCUAUUGUGCGCUUGCUACUGGAUCACGGUGCUGGUGUCAACCAUAUGGAUGAAGGUGGCGUCACACCAUUAUCUAGGGCUGCUAGGAACGGCCGCGAAGCUAUUGUGGAAAUGCUUGUCAAGCAUGGUGCAAAUAUAAAUGUCAGGCUGCCCGGAAACGAACCAACGCUGCUGCUUGUGACAGCAAGGCGGGCAUUCUGGCGAAUUGUGGAUCUGCUUCUCGCUACUGGCGCCGACCAUGAAUCUAGGGAUAUUUAUGGUCGAUCAGCACUCGUAUACGCCAUCAUUUGGGAUCAUCCUGAAGCGGUUGAUGUUCUACUCGCGCAAAAUAAGCUCGAUCUCGAUGCAAAAGAUCACUGGGGCUCCACGGCAAUAUCAUUUGCUGCUCGGUCCGGCAACGUAGCAGCGUUUCGGAAAAUUGCAGCUCUGCCUAAUGUUGAUCUGCUUACACGGGAUUCCUUUGGCCGAACACCUCUCUGGUGGGCCCAGAAGCAGAGGCACGACAUCAUCACAACGGAGAUUCUGGCAUAUCAGCGGUCUAACAACCAUGACAUGAUAGAAACUCACAUGCGACCAGCGAUUGGAGAACCCGUUGAGUUCUUGAAUACUGGUGCUUACUGCGAUGUGUGUUUUGCUUCCGUCUCCCUCUAUGAGCCACGGUUCUACUGUUCCUGGUGCGAUAAUGAUAAGCUGCUUGUUUGUCAGGAAUGUCACGGGUUGGGUGCACGCUGUUUCGUUGAAUGGCAUGAGCUUUUGAUUUACGACGAAGAUGUACGUUCCGAUUACUAG
Pestalotiopsis fici W106-1 is the source of this 3264-nucleotide messenger RNA. RefSeq lists its product as uncharacterized. Lineage: Eukaryota; Fungi; Ascomycota; Sordariomycetes; Amphisphaeriales; Sporocadaceae. Gene Ontology annotation, molecular function: protein binding. The coding region runs from base 1 to 3264 and encodes 1087 amino acids. The record is from RefSeq and is a predicted model, not a curated record. The transcript has 5 exons. Gene Ontology annotation, cellular component: cytoplasm; nucleus.